This is a messenger RNA of Orbicella faveolata, 2378 nucleotides long. RefSeq names its product choline transporter-like protein 4. Lineage: Eukaryota; Metazoa; Cnidaria; Anthozoa; Scleractinia; Merulinidae. Gene Ontology annotation, molecular function: transmembrane transporter activity. Gene Ontology annotation, cellular component: membrane. Gene Ontology annotation, biological process: transmembrane transport. The record is from RefSeq and is a predicted model, not a curated record.
GCGGGGGCUCAUGGCUUGGUUGUGGGUUGGGCAGGCCAGUUGGGUGUUCUAGCACCUUGGGGAUGUGACUGCGGUUGCAGCCCCUGGGCUUCGUAGGCACCUUCCCUCCACUAGCGACUUGGGUGUUAAUUGUUUAUUGCAUUGUUCAGGCUUUGUUUAAUUCCCAAUAAUUUUAGUUAACUGUUGGGAAACAGAUUGUAUAAAAUGUAAGCUUAACUUAAAUUACUUCAACUUCAAGACAUUCAUUUAGUACAUCUUGGUCAGUUUAUGUUCUGGUUAAACUCAUCGCCAAUAGACGAGCUUGGGGAUGGUGCCUGUUAGAGUGGGUGGCGGUUCCAGGGCGAGCAGUGAGCCUUGAGCAUUGAACCUUGAGCAGGGCACACAGGUAUCCAUGGCAACUCUGCGAGCAGCAACCACCCACCAGACACCGUCACACUGACCAAGUCAGUGGAGAUACUUACCAACCCAAUACUUACCAAAUCCACCAAUGAGGGAGGAAGAAAAAGCAGAACAAACGUACUGUUCGGCACUCAAAACAAACUGCACAACCUCACACGGCUGGAAUGCACAACACAUGCGAUUCGAGAAACCCUGUAUGUCACAUCAAGGCACAUGACUCCCUGACCACCGCCAACCAGCAUUGGCUUGAUUUUAACGUAGCCUAAAUUACAUGUAGCUACAUUUUAAAAACUCUCUUCUCCCUCAAAAAUUUGUUAACAUAUUCACAACAAACAACCAAGUUAUCCAUGGUUACAACACAAGGCAAGCACACUUCUUUCAUCUACCAUUAUGUGGAACUAAAAUCCUUUAAUUCUCUAUUUUCUGUCAAUAUUUUAAACUCUCUUCCUCUUGAGAUCACUGGCUCUUCAUCUCUUGCAUCCUUUAGGAAAAAUCUUAAAACAUCUGUUAUUAGCAAUUACUACUUCUUUUGAGUGAACAAAUAUGGCUUGUCAAUAUGUCAUUUACUAUAGUAAUGUAUAGUUUUAGUCAUCUUGUAUUUCUUGGAAGGGAACCAUAAGUUUACAAGCCCCUUGGUUUUUAUUAUGUUCCCUUGACAUUUUUUUUUCUAUUUUUUGCAUACUUAUAAUUUUAACUUCUUUGUAUCUUUUUUUAUGGCAAUUAAAAAUGAAAUAGAAAUAAAUUAAUUAAUUAACUGUGUAUUUUCUUGUAGGGAUCGACCCAAACUUGUUUUCUUUGACUUAACGGAAUGUAUUUCUACACUCACACAAGUUUCAACUAACCUGUUUGGGGCAUCCUGUCCUACAAAACAGCUUUGUGCAAAGAAGUGUCCAGAAAGGAAUGCCUUGGGAUUCAGAUAUGACAACACAUCAGACCUUGUGUGCGAUUAUGAUAUUGAUUUCACCAAUUUUUCUCCGACUGAAGAGGAGUUACUUCAGUAUAUCAGGGAUAAGAGAUGUGCUCCAUAUUACCUUGAGAGUUCUGAUGUCCUUAAUCGCUGCGUACCUACAGUUGUGGGUAAUUUGGUGUCCAACUUGGGGGAGAGCUUACAAAGUGCAGAUGGAACAAAUAUCACUAGUGCAGAUGUUGAGGAGGGAUCUUUAGCUGUUCAAGCACUGCUCAAUCUCCAGAACCUGGGUAAAAAGAUUAUUCAAGAUGUGCAGGCAUCAUGGUACUGGAUUUUAGCAGCCAUGGGAAUUGCCAUGGUAGCUUCUUUCUUGUUCAUCUUUGUAAUGAGAUGGAUUGCUGGACUUUUGGUGUGGGUCACCAUUUACGCUGUACUGACUUCUAUUGGUUUCUCUAUAUACUACUCUUGGACAAAGUACAAGGAACUAUCGUCUAACUCUGGUAACACCACAAGCACAGUCCUGUCGGUAGCCACUGGCCUUGACACCUAUGUUAACAAUGAAAGAACUUGGUACUGGCUGACCAUUAUUCUUGGUGUAAUCUUGGCAAUUCUGGUGUUGAUUCUGCUUGCUCUGUACAAGAGGAUCUCCAUUGCAAUUGCGAUUAUCAAAGAGGGUGGCAGGGCUGUAUCUGCAAUACCAUUUUCCUUGUUCUUUCCUGUUAUCCCGUGGCUGCUGCAGCUCAUUUUGUUUGCAUGGUUUGUUAGCGUCCUAGCCUUCCUGGUUACUGCUGGUGACCCUGAGUUUCAAGUUGUUUCUAAUGACACAGAUAAUGGUCAACUGUGUACUCAAGCAAUAAAAGAUGCAAUUGACAAAGUGGGAAACAGCAACAAAACAUGUAAUUUUGUGGACUUUGCAAAUGAAGAGUGAGUAACAAAUUUAAUUACAAAAGCACUACUUGGAUAAAGUCAAACUAGGUAAAAAUUUUGAUUGUAAAUCUUAAUUUUGUAAAUUUGUGUUGAGCUUUUCUGUAUAUAGUUUGGCCUUCUCUUUUGAGUUUGAAUAAUCUCAAAA